CUACAUCACUGAGAACAUCCUACCAGAAACACAGUGUGGCUUUCGGAAGGAAAGGAGGACUCUGGACAUGAUCUUUGUUGUACGGCAAAUCCAGGAGAAGUGCCGGGAACAAAACAUGGACUUGUACAUAACCUUCAUCGACCUUACUAAAGCUUUCGAUACUGUCAACCGGGAAGCCCUCUGGACCAUUCUUGGGAAAUUAGGUGUUCCACAAAAGUUUCUAAGUAUUCUUCAGCAGCUACACAAUGGUAUGCAGGCACGUGUACUGGUGGGUAGCCAGCAAUCACCAGCUUUCCCUGUAAAUGUAGGGGUGAAGCAGGGAUGCGUGCUAGCUCCAGUGUUAUUUAACUUAUUUCUGGCUGCAGUAACAAUUAGAGAUGGGCCCGAUCCGAUAUGAUAUCGGUAUCGGGUCCGAUAUAGCCGUAAGUCCGUCAUCGGAUAUCGGUCAGACAGGCCCGAUAUAUAUAUUCCAGUUCGCAGCUUGCGCUGGACCUUAAACUCGACGCAAUGCACCGCUCCUUAUUCCAUACCAUGAACCUGCGGCAACUUCAGUCUGAGCGAGCGAAUAACAUUAGCCGUUGUUGUGAACAAAAUGUCGCUCGUUUGGAGAUACUUUAGUUUGGAAACGCCGAAAAGCAAGACAGCUACUUGUAAUGUGUGUAAAGCCAGCGUGCCGAGGGGUGGAAGUACGGUUGCGUCGUACAAUACAACAAAUUUAAUCAAGCACCUGCAGAGAUUUCACGACAAAGAGUACCAGGAGUUUAUGCUAGCAAACAGGGAAAAAGACACCAGGCAGCAGACGCUCGUUGAUGUUUUCCAAAAACGCAACAAAUUUACAGCAGACAACCCAAAAGCGAAAGCAAUAACAGAGAAGUUGCUCAACUUCAUUAUACUUGAUGACCAACCGCUAUCUGUAGUGGAAAAUGUCGGAUUUAGUAGCCUGUUGGAGCACUUAGAGCCCAGGUACAAUCUGCCGUCUAGAAAAUACAUUUCAGAAACUGCUAUACCUGAACUAUACAACCGAGUGUCAUCACGGUUAGCGGCACAGUUGGAAAAUGUUAAAGCAAUGAGCUUCACAACUGAUAUUUGGACCUCAGAUGUGAGCCCAAUGUCCCUCAUAAGUCUCACUGUACACUGGGUGAACUCGGAGUCAUAUGCGCUACAGAGUGCGGUGCUUCAGGUGAAAAAGUGCAGAGGGUCACAUACCAGCAGUACAAUUGCAACCUCCAUUACAGAAAUGCUUAAAGACUGGAAGAUCCAACUCGCUAAAGUGCAUGUGAUUGUGCGAGACAAUGCGAGUAAUAUGAAGAAGGCUAUGGAAGAAAUUGCAGUUCCGAGCUUAGGUUGUUUCGCUCACACGCUGCAGCUCGUAGUGCACGAGGGGCUUAUUUCACAACGCAGUGUUAGCGAUGCCAUAGCAAAUGCGAGAAAAAUCGUGGGACAUUUUAAACACUCGCAAAUUGCACAGUCUCGUUUGGAAGACAUUCAGACUGAAUUAAAAUUGCCCACAAAUCGUCUACGUCAAGACGUUCAGACAAGGUGGAACAGUUCGUUUUACAUGAUUCAAAGCCUUCUUGAACAGAAGCGAGCCCUUUGCGCCUAUGCUGCCGAUCACAACCUGCCUGUAACUCUGUCAGCCAACGAGUGGGCAUUAUUGGAAAAAACCGUGACAGUGCUGGAGCCUUUUGAGGAGUUAACCCGGAACAUCAGCUCAGCGACCUCCACUACAGCAGAUGCGAUUCCAGCCAUCACAGUCUUAAAACGUCUGCUUUCCAAAGAGAGUAGUACUGACAGCGGUAUCAAAACAAUGAAGAGUACACUCCUGCAAGCUGUCGACAGACGUUUCAGCAGCAUAGAAAGUGGUCCCCUCUAUUCAGUUGCCACUUUACUGGACCCCCGAUAUAAAGACAGAUACUUCACAGGUGAAGACACUGCCAAGCAUGCCAAAGCUGCCCUGAUACAAGAAAUGGAAAAAGAUAGAGGAAACACUGCAAAGGGCUUCAGAUAA
Molecule: messenger RNA, 2008 nt
Organism: Paramormyrops kingsleyae
Lineage: Eukaryota; Metazoa; Chordata; Actinopteri; Osteoglossiformes; Mormyridae
Source: RefSeq, a predicted model, not a curated record